CCGAGCCGAGCCGAAUCGUCCCGAACGGGACAAGUGUAACGUCUGAUUACAUUCGGCGAUGGACUGUCGCGAUAGUACACGCGAUCACCUUUGACAGUUCGCGGUGUACGAUCCGUCGUGGAGUACGAAUCGCGGUGUUGUACAUAAAAGUAAAUACGAUGCCGAGGCUUUAAGUCUGGAGGCAUCAAACGAGAACGGAAUCCAUCGGGGAACGUAACGGCUGUGUGCGUGCGUACGUACGCGCGCGUCAGUGCAGCUCACCUAUACCUGUAUCCGGGGAUUUCACGCACACGGACGUGCAUAGACGUACGAGUACAAUAUCCUUAGCCUUGGACGGACCACCGCCCGACCAGCGCUAGGACAAAGGACGGCGACGUCGGCGUCGCCGAGCACUCUCUCUCUCUCUUUCAUCGAUAUCAACCCUUUUUAUCUCUUUUAUAUCCACCUUUUUUUCCUACGCGUUUAAUCUAGCGGAAAUCUCACAUAUAUUUCUCGUAUGUACCACGUAUAGCUCUCUCUUUCUCUCUGUACUUUGUGUACGGUCCUCGAUCCUUUUAGCGACUUUCGAUAAUCGUCUUUUCGCUAAACUUCAUAUCUAGUCGCUCCGGCGAGUCUCGCCUUUUCUCCAUAUAGCAAGUGCUCGUAAAAUAAAAUAAAUACGCGUCGCCUCGCGUGCGUACGCGCCCGCACAACGAGCAAGUGAGCACCUUUCCUCUUUCUCUUGUUUUCUUCUUCAUCUACCUCCGUUUCCCUCUCCCCCCGCGACCCCCUUCCUCUUCCUUCCUCAAGUGCACUCCCUCGCGAACGUAGGCACUCCGUUAGUCCGUUCCUCUUCUCUCCACGGUACGGAACGGAGCAUCGUAUAGCGAGCGCCCUCUCGCUCCCUCCAGCAGCAGCGGCACGUCGUUUCCCGUCGACUCCGUCGUCUCGGAGGACAGAAUAUGGAGGCGAUAGCGAAGCACGACUUCACGGCGCCCGCCGAGGACGAGCUCAGCUUCCGCAGGAGCCAGGUCCUGAAGAUUCUAAAUAUGGAAGAUGAUAUGAAUUGGUAUAGAGCUGAAUUGGAUUCUAGAGAAGGACUUAUACCGAGUAAUUACAUCGAGAUGAAGAGCCAUGAUUGGUAUUAUGGCAGGAUAACCAGAGCAGACGCUGAAAGAUUAUUGAUGAACAAACAUGAAGGUGCCUUUCUGAUCAGAAUCAGUGAAAGCUCUCCUGGUGAUUUUUCCUUAUCCGUAAAAUGCUCCGACGGUGUGCAGCAUUUCAAAGUAUUAAGAGACGCACAAGGCAAGUUCUUUUUAUGGGUUGUCAAAUUUAACAGCCUUAAUGAACUGGUGGAAUAUCAUCGUACAGCGUCUGUUUCUCGCUCACAGGAUGUUAAGCUGCGUGAUAUGGUCCCUGAGGAGUGUUUGGUACAAGCACUUUACGAUUUUGCACCGCAAGAGCCUGGCGAAUUAGAGUUCCGACGAGGAGAUGUAAUUACUGUCACAGAUCGUACAGAUCAGCAUUGGUGGCAUGGAGAAAUCGGAAAUAGGCGGGGACUUUUUCCGUCCACCUAUGUCACGCCAUACCACUCCUAGGCCUCAUAUGGCCGAACGCACAGAGGCCGUUAUUGGGAACAGUGGCCGCCUUAUCCCACCUCUAUCACUUACAGGAUCCGAGUUGCCGCGGAUUUGAUAAACAAUAUUUUACAAACCUCACCUAUCGAAUGGGCCACUAAAGUAUACUGGUGGUCACGCCGAAAAGUCUUCUAAGUAAACACGACUAAAAAUGAAUCGAAUUUAUCCUAACACCAAAAUCCUUGAAUACCGAAGAAUAAACGUCGCGUUUAUUUAAUCGAUGAAAAAGAAAGAGAAAGAGAAAAUCAUCGAUAUCACAUCGAUAUCACAUCGAAACAUCUAAACAUGAGGAUAUAACAACAUCUAGAAUUUAAGGACGAUCUGAGUAUUUAAAGAUGUUUGACGAUAUCCGAGGAUCCGAAGAUCUCUGAUAUUAUCCGGGGAUUGAAGAAUUCAUGCUUUUACGAACGUCUAGGGAUGAAAAAAUGCCUAAAAGAUGCCUAAGGAUCUAAGGAUUCAAGCAUUUAUAGAAUUCUAACAGUUUACAAUGAUCCUUUGUCUAAGAGUUAUCUCUAAGUAUCAAUGGAUAUCCCCAAGGAUCUAAGGGUCUCUCGCGCGGUCUCUCUCCGCCUGCAAUGGGAAUCGCGUUCGAGGAUAACUGAAUAUGUAUAUUUUUGUUUUCCUUUUUUUGUAAACCUUUUUGAGGACUCUAUACUUUUUCUUUACUUAUUGCGUAAA
Molecule: messenger RNA, 2294 nt
Organism: Trachymyrmex cornetzi
Lineage: Eukaryota; Metazoa; Arthropoda; Insecta; Hymenoptera; Formicidae
Gene: drk
Product: growth factor receptor-bound protein 2 drk
Exons: 6
Coding region: 942-1577 (211 amino acids)
Molecular function (GO): protein binding
Source: RefSeq, a predicted model, not a curated record